Cladocopium goreaui is the source of this 1218-nucleotide messenger RNA. NCBI's taxonomy places the organism in Eukaryota, Dinophyceae, Suessiales, Symbiodiniaceae. The record is from the annotation of a GenBank genome assembly.
AUGCUAAGGUUCAAACAAAAGCAACGCUUCAUUGCAGAGCGCAUUGUACGUGCUCAUUGGUUUGAGUACGUAACGGGUCUGAUCAUCUUGGUCAACCUGGUCAUGGUUGGUGUUGAACUGGAGAUGGGCUUGUCUACUCCGGGUUUCUACGAGAAAGCUGUUUGGCCCCACAUCGCUGAGCGCAUCUUUUUGGCGAUCUACUUUGUGGAAGUGGUCCUGAGAUGGGUGGCAGGUGGUUGGAGCAACUUCAAGGACCCCUGGUUCUGGAUGGACCUUUUUCUGGUGGCCCUUGGAAUCUUUGCACUGGUCCUUGCACCUCUUUUUGGAGGUAGCAAUGACCUGGGCUUUGAGCGUCUCUUGGUCUUUCGUGGUCUGCGGCUUCUUCGCUUGGUCCGCGCCUUAAGGAUGGUGAAUCACUUCAAGAUCAUGUGGCGAUUGGUCUAUGGCCUGUUGACCUGCGGCGAGACCAUUUUGUCCACCAUGGCUUUGAUUUUGGUCUCGCUCUUCGUCUUUGCGUGCGUUGCCAUUGAGCUGAUCGCUCGUGACGAUGACCUCCGGCAGGGGGAUAACGUCAUUGUUGCACACAUCGUGGAGAACCACUUCAGCAGCCUAGGAAGGACCAUCAUGACGUUGAUGCAGUUUGUGACGUUAGACUCCAUCUCUGCGGUCUACUACCCGCUGAUCACUGCCAAGCCCUUCCUGGUUGUUUUCUUCCUUCCGAUCUUGGUGGUGGUGUCGAUUGGUCUGAUGAAUUUGGUCACCGCUGCCUUGGUUGAGAAUGCCAUGGCCAAUGCCGCGCAACAAGCUGAAGAGGAGAAAGCCACCUUGAAAGCGCAGCUGCAGCAUGCGCUCCCGUCCUUGCUGGAACUCUUCCAAAAGCUGGAUGAAGAUGGCAGCGGCAUGCUGACCGAAGAGGAGCUGGCGAAAGUGCACCAGGACAUCUUGCCGCCGCGGAUCCUCCAAUCCGCCUUUGCCGAGGACAUGAGCGAUCUCUUUCAUUAUUUGGAUGUGGAUGGGACUGGUACCCUGAGCCAAUCAGAGUUUAUUGAAGGUUUGUUGAACCUUUGUCUCCUCGAUUUGCCAUUGUCGACCGUGCAGUCCCUGAAACUUCUGCGCUUGAUUCGCAAAGAGGUGCUCUACAUUGCCGAAAUGACCGUCGAACUCAAAGGGAUUCUUGCGGAGCGACGGCCCGAUGACUACACUACGGUGAAGGUUUAG